Messenger RNA from Notodromas monacha, 793 nucleotides. The record is from the annotation of a GenBank genome assembly. NCBI's taxonomy places the organism in Eukaryota, Metazoa, Arthropoda, Ostracoda, Podocopida, Cyprididae.
CAAAUGGAGCCUCUUGAUUCCCAUACUCUUAAUAUUUAUUUUAGUAGCAAGUUAUUAUUUCAAGAAUUUUGGGAAACUUCAGGGGAAGUUCAUCAAGCAAAACCCAAAAAUGCAAAAGUGUCUCAGUGUUUUUCACACCAAUGGAAGCCUGACCAGUGAUCUCCAAUGGGAAUUGGCACAUUGCAAACUGAAUAAGAGAUUCAAUGAAACUGACAAUAAAAAGUCUUGUUUGAAACAAAGACACAUUCACAAGCUCAGCAACCAGUUUCUCUUCUUUGGAGACUCCACAGUGAGGGCAAAGGCAAUUGCCCUGGCAAAAUUCUUCAAUAUUUUUCAGAAACCCUGCUCUACUGAGAACUGCGAUUUCAGCAUGGUCCCAAAACUGCAUUGGGAAGAUGAAGCAUCUUCCACUAAAAUUGACUUUCUCAUGAACCCCUACUUCAACCCAUACUUGGAGAGCCUUCAAGUGUUGUCCAAGUAUGAGGACAAGGUGGUCAUUUGGUCCAGCUGGGCCAUGUUCUUCCAGCAGCUGGAAUCCAAGGGCCUUGGGAACAUCAUGCCUGAUGGUCGCCAUGUGAAAGAAGAAUUUCAGCUCCCUGGGAUGCAACCCCUGUUGAACUUUUUGUGCAACCCAGUGGAUCCAAGGGCCCACUCCUUCGAGGUUCAAGGCAAGUUACAAAAAAUUCAAUGGGACAGCCAAUUUUCAGAACCACCAGACAGCGGAGCCCUCCUCAAGUGCGGGGCCCCCUCAAUCGCGGGGCCUGGGGCAGCUGCCCCUCUCACCCCACCCUAA